Molecule: messenger RNA, 969 nt
Organism: Impatiens glandulifera
Lineage: Eukaryota; Viridiplantae; Streptophyta; Magnoliopsida; Ericales; Balsaminaceae
Exons: 2
Coding region: 284-715 (143 amino acids)
Source: RefSeq, a predicted model, not a curated record
UCUUCGCGUUUGAUGACAAAAUGGCGAGAGAUCGAUGAAGAAAUCUAUCGCGACGUUUCAUGCAAUGGAAAGAGACGAAUCAAAGCGAUUUACUGGAAUCAUACAACAUUUGCAUAAGCUGAUAUGAUCACCAUUUGGUUUGACGACGUUCCUUCUUCAAUCAUCGAAGCGCCAAAUCUGCACGUAAUUGCGAAUCUAGGAGUUGAAUGAUCGCUUUUCGUGGAUUUAACUCUUUCUGAGGAAUCUAGAUCUGGAACAAGUAUUUACAUCCCAUUGUAGAAACAUGUCAAAAAUGAGAAGCAUAACGCCACAAAUUCAGCAUUUUGCUCCCUCAAGUAUUAUGAAAUCAACUUCAGCCAGCUCAGAUGAAUUCAAAAAUGGAUUCCCUAUUGAUGGGCUAUCUGUUGUCUCUCAUCGAUGGUGGGGAACUAGCAAUGUAACCGAAAAUGAGAAUUCUGGCAUAAACGAAACUAUAGAUGUUGGAAAAGAAUCCAAUGAAUUGGAGGGUGAAAAGGCUCAUACAGUGGAAGUUAUUGAUGGGAAUAUUGAUGAUCCUCAAGGAAUAGCUCUAUUGUUAUCUAUUAGAAGAAGAGCUGCUGAGAAUGGUCGAAAAGCUAUCAAGCUUGGAGUUUAUAGGGGCGACGGAUCCCACAAGCUUGGAAUGAAGGAGAGAAAGCUAAUUCAUCGGAUAUUCAAAUCCUCAUUCUGCGAUUAGAAUCUGUAUAAUGGCUUCAUUUGAAACUAUAAUUUCUCAGCCACACAUGGAUUUCGAUGAGACCACGCUUGGAAAUGAGGUGUAUUUGGACUUAAUACGACCCUGAUUCAUAGUUUUUUAGGGUUCUGUCAGAUCCAAUCUCGGAUCAAGAUUGAGAAACAAGAGUGCUUUUAAAUCUCAUUCUUGUGUUCUUGUUUGUAAAACUUGUAAUGUUGAUAAUUUGUGACAAAUAAUGAGUAAUGGAGAUUGUUACU